AUGCGUUUAGGUACUUCAUGUGAAGAAAGUGACGGUUCUCAAUUACCAUGUCCCCAAGGCUAUUUGAAUUUCACCAAGGAUGGAAGCAUACGUUGCCACAACCAUGAUAUGAAUAGAUACGGUCCGCUGCAAAGCUAUUUUCAGCUAACAUUUGGUUCAUACUCCUACGAAGAGGCAGAUAGAAUCUGCAGAUCGCGAGGAGGCGAGCUCUCAAUGCUAUCAGAUGAGGAGGAACUGCUCAUGUUGAGAAACGAGACAAAAAAGCAAGGAGUUGAAGGGUAUAUAAUGCUCAGAAAGGAAGAAGAGGCAAAUGACACAUGCAUUUUUUUCAAAGUAAACGAUUGUGACAAUUCAACUGUUGAAAUGGAUUGCAAUGGCUUGGAAGCUGCACAGAGCAAAGGUUUCGCCUGUAUGCUACCUGAAUCAUUGGAAUGUACAGUAAAAGACGGUGGUCAAACAUGCAAGAUGAUAGCGUGCCAAAAAGGAGAGGCUUCGUACUACCGUACGAAUGGUACAUUAGUCUGCCAUAAGUUUAAGAAGUCGCAAGAAGAAUUUUUGGCUGCAAGAAAGAAGCGUGCUAUGGAACCCUAUGGAUUGGUAGCAGACGGAGACUCAAAUCGUAAGCACAUGCACUUCAUUGCUUCAAAAACUAACCCCUUCGCAUGGGAUUUUGACGACACAUUAAACAAAAUAGGUCCAUACAACAAUUUCGACGAAGGGGAACCAGAUGGAGAUCGACGU
Molecule: messenger RNA, 741 nt
Organism: Strongylus vulgaris
Lineage: Eukaryota; Metazoa; Nematoda; Chromadorea; Rhabditida; Strongylidae
Source: the annotation of a GenBank genome assembly